Molecule: messenger RNA, 522 nt
Organism: Protopolystoma xenopodis
Lineage: Eukaryota; Metazoa; Platyhelminthes; Monogenea; Polystomatidea; Polystomatidae
Source: the annotation of a GenBank genome assembly
GAAAUCAAUGACGGCUUUCGUCCUGUAUCUUCUUCAAGUGAUAUCUCCGAUGACCUGCCCCCUUUCUUCAAGCACAUUUCGCCCUCCGUCCAAACUGCACCCGACGGCCCCGGUGCCGAAGAGCAUUUUGGGCGUACUGAUAUGCCUUUCAGACCUUCCGCUUCCAUGUCAGGCAGUCCAUUUCGCCUCGUGAGAACCGGCAUUGACACUGGUCUUGAUAACGGCAGCGGCCACUUUGACAACGACUCAGGCGGUACAGCAUGGCGGCCUUUGGUGGCCAAGUCCAGUGGAAAGGAUGAUGAAGAAUGGUUGGGAGGUUCCAACAUUCCGGACCUCCAGCCAGUGUUGCGAGAUAUGACGGCACUUGCCAACAUAGAUUGCUCGAGUACACGCAAGUUAUUCAUGCGAAAGUCGACUCGCUGCCAUGAUCGUAGCGAUGAUGUUUUGUCGUUUGGGUUCUCAACACUAGUCUGGAUCGAUCGCAUGUCAAAAACCUGGUUUAGGGCCGAAAAAGUGGUUUAG